Peronospora belbahrii is the source of this 2796-nucleotide messenger RNA. Lineage: Eukaryota; Oomycota; Peronosporomycetes; Peronosporales; Peronosporaceae. The record is from the annotation of a GenBank genome assembly.
AUGGCAUCAGGAUAUGGUACUGUAAAAGCGGUUCUAUCCGGUGAUACCUUAAUUCUCAUGGGGAAAGCGACCACAAGGGGUGGUCCACCACCUGAAUUAACCUUGACUCUAUCGUCUAUUCAAGCACCACGUCUUGCACGUUCAUCUGAACAAACGAAUGAAGCCUACGCAUAUGCAAGUCGUGAACAUUUACGUUGCUUUUGUAUUGGCAAAAGUAUUCGUUUUCAAGUGGACUAUCGUGCUACUUCAGUCAAUCGUGACUUUGGCUCUGUCUGGUUAUUACAACAGGAUACUGAAGUAAAUUUGGCUCGAUAUCAAGUUGAAAGUGGGUAUGCCAAGGUUGUGGAUUUACAGCAUCGACGGAAUCAAAAGGGUGUAAACUAUGAGAAACUGGAUCAAGCAGAACAAGUAGCAAAGCAAGAGAAAAAAGGCAUGUACAGUGAGGAAAUGACACUGGAGGGGAAGAAGAGUGUGCAAUGGCAAGGUGCAAAUGGUGACGCUUUGAUGGAAGAAUAUAAAGGAAAACUUCUUCCAGCACUUGUGGAAGCAGUACGAGAUGGAGCAUUUCUUCGAGUGAUUUUAAAACCAAUGUUACAAUUGGUGAAUUUUGGACUUGCUGGUGUACAAUGUCCACGUGUCAAUGCAGUAAUAAAUGCUGCUAUGAGUGAAGAAGAAGAAAAUACGUCAACGACGACGACAACAACGAUAACGUCGACGGGUUCAGCACCUUAUGCACGAGAAGCAAAACAUUUUACAGAAGUGCGACUGUUGCAUCGUGAUGUUGAACUAAAGCUCGAGGGUAUCGAUAAGUUUGGCAAUCUAUAUGGUAGUGUCGUGCAUCCAUCUGGAAACAAUAUUAGUGUUGAACUACUAAAAAAUGGACUAGGACGUAUGGUCGAUUGGAGCUCGUCGUUUACCAGUGCAGCGGCUCGUGCUGCUAUGCGCACAGCAGAGAAGGAGGCCAAGCAGCAAAGGUUACGUGUGUGGCAGGAAUUCGAGCCACCAGUGCUGCAUUCUCCCAAGCAUCUGACUGGUACAGUGGUUGAGAUCAUCAGUGGUGACUGCCUCGUAGUCUACAUUCCUGAUGCAGCAACCCCGGCUGAACAAGAGAAGCGCGUUUAUUUGAGUUCGCUACGUGCGCCGCGUCUUGGCAAUAGUCGUCGUGGGGAGUCUGAUGCGCCGUACGCGGUGGAGGCGAAGGAAUUUCUACGCCACCGUGCCAUUGCGAAAGCCGUGCGUAUUGAGGUUGAGUAUGAGAAAGCUAACCCGUCAGGUCAGGGAGACGUAAUGUUGUUUGCUUCGGUAUUUCUCGAGCCGUCGGCAAACGCGAUGAAGAAGAACCCACAAGCAAAGGGGGCAAACCUUGCUAUUGAUAUUGUUACCGCCGGGCUGGCUGAAGUGGUGCGACAUCGUCCCGACGAGGAAAAAAGUGAAUACUAUGACGACCUUGUGACGGCGGAGGCGAAGGCCCAGACGCAGAAGAAGAACUUAUACUCCACAAAAGAACCUCCGGCUACCGAGCGUCGUGUGACUGAUCUGUGUUUCGAUUUUACAAAAGCCAAGCAGUUUUUGCCUUUUCUAACGCGUGAACGUUCGACGCGCGCUGUGGUGGAACACGUGUACUCGGCCACACGUUUGAAGCUUUUUAUCCGCAAGGAAAACUGUCAAUUAAACUUUGUAAUUGCCGGUAUCAAGUGUCCGCAACCUGCCCGUCAUGGAGCUCAGGGUGUAAUUGUGGCGCCCGCAGAGCAUCUUGGUGAGGAGGCGAAGCUAUUUACGAAGCGUGGCGUUAUGCAACGCGAGGUGAUGGUGGAAAUCGAGGACAUGGACCGCGGUGGUAACGCUUUUGGUCCUUUGUUCGUGAUCCCUAAUGGCGGUGGGAAGCCUUCGCGCGAUGAUCAGUACAACUUUGGCGUACGUCUGCUCGAUGAAGGUCUUGCAUGGGUAGACUCCUUCAGUGUUGAUCGUACCGCAAUGGGCAACGUGCUUCAGCUUGCAGAAGAGCGUGCUAAAGCGCAGAAAAAAAAGUACUGGGCCUUAUAUGGCGCUGAAGCUGCGGCAAAGGCUGCCCAGGAAAAGCAGGUGAAGACAAAGGAUGACGUGAUCCCGCGUGUGAAGCUUUCGGAAAUAAUAAGCGGCACUCACUUUUACAUUCAGAAUGUAGGAGAUCGCAACUGUGCCGCUGUGGAGGAGAAAAUGAAAGCAUUCACGCGUACGCACGGACUGUCUGGCAAGGCCUUCGAGGUGCGCCGUAACACUGUGUGUGCUGCCCUCUUUGAUGAUGGCGAUGGACCUGCCUGGAACCGUGCCAAGGUAGAGUACGUUCACCCGGACGGAUCUGCUCGGGUUCGCUUUCUUGACUACGGUAACGGAACAACUGUGACGGCCAACCGUCUGCGUCCGCUUGACGCUGAUGUAGUGCAGUUUCCUCCUCAGGCCAAGGAAGCCGUGUUUGCCUGGAUUAAGCCGUUGGCGGCUACGGAGGAGUUUGGAUCUGACGCUGCUAUGCGUCUCGGUGAAGUCGCAUGGGGAAAGACUCUUUCCUGCCGUGUUCACGGCACGACUGACCACGGUUGUAUGCAGGUCUCCCUUUAUCUGCCGAGGGGCAAGAGUGUCUCGGAAAGCUUAGUAGAAGCUGGUCUACUGCGCAUCGACCGCAAAGAGCUCCGCGCCGCCCUGGCUCAUCAGAAGCCUGUCGUCGAUGGUCUGCUUAACGCACAGGAAUUCGCAAAGAAGCAGCGUCUUUGUAUGUGGCAGUACGGCGAUAUCGAGUCUGAUGACGAGCAUGGUCUGUAG